GAAAUGGCAAAGCAAGCGUUUUCUAACUGACGGACUAACUUGGGAAACGGAGAAGUGUGGUAGACUGCAAAUACAUAUAAAAAAGAUGUCCUCAGACGAAGAGGAACCGACCAGUCCUGUUCUGCCAAAGGACUCUGAUCGGGGGAGCUCGGUCUCCUCUGAGCUUCAGGAUGAGUAUGAGGAGCUCCUCCGAUAUGCUGUGGUCACCACUAGGCCUGACAGACCCACCAGUUCUCACGUGCAGCGGUUAGGCACCUCCCAUCUAUCUGCAGAGGCUCGGUGUUCCCAGAGAAAAGAUGACUCCAAAUCAACGCGCCCAGCAGAUACUGCGACUCAAGCUACAGAUGGAACUCGUUCGAGCAGGAGUGUGAGGUCAACACAGGUCUCCCCCUUAAUUGUUGAACCCUCCACACACUCAAGUGCCUCUCAGGCUGAGGAGACGGCAGGACGGUCGUCUAGCAGGGCGUCGGUGCCCUCUCACGCUGCCUCAGAGAGGGGACCGACGGUGUCUGAGGGGUCCGGGUCAAACAGCCCAGACCCCCUCGAGUCUGCUGUGACAGAAAUGUUUAUCUCGGAGGAAAACAUGAGCAAGAUGGAGAACAUUCUUGAUACGUGGAGCAACAACCUGAAGUCAAAUGUGCUGACGGAGCUCAGGAAGUGGAAGCUGGCCUUCAUGGAGAAACACAAGCUGGAGAUAAGGAAGGAGAAGGAGAGGUAUGAAGCCCAGUCAGCUGGCCUGAGAUCAGAGAUAGACGGCCUGAAGGGACUGCUACACACCUACGAGACCUCCAACCAGAGGAAAGACGAGGUGAUUGUGAACCUGAGCCAGGUGCUGGAGAGACAAAAAGAAAAGCAUGAAAAAAUGAGGGCCUUCACCCACUGGAGACUGAAGCUCAGUGAGGCCAAAGAGGAGGCUCAUGCUGCUCGGGUAGCCCAGCAGCACUACAAUCUGCAGCUGAAGAAGAAGGUGUGGUUCGGCUGGCAGACCCUGAUCCAGAAACACUGGAAGGUCAAGGUGGAGCGGGCCUGUCGCGCGCGGGCAGAAGAGGUGUGCACCCGCUUGUCUGCAGAGUACGAGGCCAAGCUGGCAGAGGAGCGGCAGCGACGGGCCUGA
This is a messenger RNA of Notothenia coriiceps (black rockcod), 1114 nucleotides long. Its product is annotated as centrosomal protein POC5-like. Bases 86 to 1114 code for a protein of 342 amino acids. The transcript is spliced from 9 exons. The record is from RefSeq and is a predicted model, not a curated record. Gene Ontology annotation, cellular component: photoreceptor connecting cilium. Lineage: Eukaryota; Metazoa; Chordata; Actinopteri; Perciformes; Nototheniidae. Gene Ontology annotation, biological process: eye photoreceptor cell development.